Thecamonas trahens ATCC 50062 is the source of this 1161-nucleotide messenger RNA. RefSeq lists its product as uncharacterized. Bases 1 to 1161 code for a protein of 386 amino acids. The record is from RefSeq and is a predicted model, not a curated record. Lineage: Eukaryota; Apusomonadida; Apusomonadidae. The transcript has 2 exons.
AUGCCGUGGGUAUGGGUGUGCAGCGAGGCCGAGUGCAGCGGGAGGCGUCUGGGAUGCGCGGCGUGCAUUGCUCGGGGCAUUCAUAAGGGGCAUGAUGUGGAGAAGCUGACAGAUGCGCUUGAUCGGCACCACAAGGAGCGAGUGCAAGUAGUGGAGCAGGUCAAGAAGUUUGCCGGCCAAGCGGCGGCGGCGAAGGAGCUGGCGCGGACGCAGAGGAAGGUACUCGCCAAGGUGGAGACCACGCUCACGGCCAAGAUCACCAAAUCAUUUGACCGGUAUGUCAAGAAAAUCAUAGCCCACAAGGCGAAGGCGCUUGCCGAACUAACGGCGAAGGUCCAGACCGCCAGCAUGUCGCUGGAUACGUUCGAAUCGAUGCUGGUGAAUGAGACGAACAAGCUGGAGGCGGCUGCGGCGCAGAUCGAGGCCAACACGGAGCAGAUUGGUGCGCUGAUCCUGGCCAAGAGCAACAAGCUGGUGAAGGAGAGCAAGCUGGCGCUGACAAAAGCGGCCAAGGCGACGUCGCUCCCGCCGACGUCGGUGACAAUGUCUCGGAGAAAUGCUAGGUUGCCGUCGGUGGAGGUGCAGCUCUCGGCCACACCGGCCUCGAGCCUGUUGAGUUACACCUCGGCGCUCGGGAUCUCCAGCAUCACCGACACUGUUGCCAAAGUCGGGCCCAGCACCAACGGCAUCGUCAUGUCGCGGGGCUUCAAAGACGUUCGGCAUCGGUUCGAGUUUAUGCUGACGCCGCCGUCGGGCGCGCCGGAUGAUGCUGGCUGCAACGUCGGUGUCGGUGUGACGAGUAUGGCGACGUGGGACGCUCAGCUGCGCAACAGCGAGCAAACAAUCAUGUGGGCAAUGGACAAGAUCACAAGCGGCAAGAAGGAGGAGAAGCUCUCGACAACUGCCAAGCUUGCUGCCGGCAAGGUCUGCGCCGUCGAGUACGACCCGCACAGCGGCGAGUUUGCGACGUUUGUCGAGGGUGCGUCGACUGGGAUCCACUUUCAGCGCGUCAUCCGCGGCGACCUUCUCCACUUUAUCUUGUCUGGCGAUGCCAACUGGACCCUUACGUGCGUGUCGAUGACCGCGGUUCCCAGUGUGAGUGCUGCCGCUGCUGGGUCGGCGUUUGCGGCGGUGGGCGAGGCUGCGAUGCCGGCUGGGUAG